This is a messenger RNA of Cadophora gregata, 672 nucleotides long. RefSeq lists its product as uncharacterized. Lineage: Eukaryota; Fungi; Ascomycota; Leotiomycetes; Helotiales; Ploettnerulaceae. The transcript has 3 exons. The record is from RefSeq and is a predicted model, not a curated record. Bases 1 to 672 code for a protein of 223 amino acids.
AUGGCUCCCUCAAAGUUCUCAUGGCCGUUCAAGAAACUGGCCGAGGACCUCCCACAAACAAAUCAAUUGGUCGCUAAAGAAAGUGAUAUGCGACCACCACGACAGGCACCAGAGCCCAAACCGCGUACACAACCUCGACCAAUCCGAACAGUGUGGACACAACUCAUUCUCCGUAUCAUCUCCUUACUAAUCAGCCUAUCUGCACUUUUGAUCGCGGUAUACGUUCUUGUUGGACCCAUUAAACGUACAUGGCCUGUUGUCUUCAUCUCGACCGGAUUCACCAUAUUACUGAACACGAGCGAGAUCCUCGCCCUCCUUCGAAGCCGCAUGCCCUCCCUCAAAGUCCCGCGUUUACACCCUAUCGCCCUAGUCGUCGCGGAUUUCCUCGUUAUCGGCUUCUUGAUAUGGAGUUUCCUAUUCCUCUUGCUCGAUAUAUAUUUUGGGCGUCGAAAGGACCCAGCGUACAUGUCUGACGCGGAGCCGUUUGUUUCCGUGGAGAUAUGGCUUGCCGGUGUAAUGGGCUUCAUUCACACCCUCCUUUUCAUCUUUGUUUUCAUCGACUGCUGCAGCGUCCGCUCACCGAACAGCCGAGUCAACGAACUCAGCUACCGACGCAGACGCAUGGGACCGAGCCGCGUUGGUGAGGAUGUUAUUGAGAUGGAUUGGGGUUGA